This is a messenger RNA of Striga asiatica, 2952 nucleotides long. The record is from the annotation of a GenBank genome assembly. NCBI's taxonomy places the organism in Eukaryota, Viridiplantae, Streptophyta, Magnoliopsida, Lamiales, Orobanchaceae.
CUGUAUUGACCAAUUCUAACUCCCACUACACCCUCGCACACCUGAUCCCAACCCAAACUCUUUCUUUUUGGCCGCGUUCUUUCUUUCUCCCCACUCUAAAACCUCUCCCAAAACCCUGUAACCCAAACACCAAGAUAGCCCAACAGCUAGCAAUAUAUACAGCCUAUUACAAAAUUCAUAUGUAUAUAUAUGUUUAUGAGCAUAUAUAGAUUCAAUCAGCAUUUCACUUUUGUUGAUCGAUUCGGCGUCGCCACCGUUUUCGACUAGAAGAAAACUUGGCGAUGGCUUCUCGUCCAAUUUUGCGGAGGAGAAAGAUUUUUUCUGAGUACUUGAAUUCCCAUGUUCUUUCGGUUCAAAGUUUCCAAAGCUUGUGCAGGGGGCAACCAUUUCAGUCCCUCGAUUCUCGUUCUUAUACCACCUCCAUCACAGGCCCUGUCACCCAAAAUACAAAUGAAUUGAGAGAGAGUGAUCAAACUUCCGAUCCGAGCAAUAAAUCUCUGGAUGUCACAACCAUAGGAAUCUUUAGGCCUAAACCUACUGGAAUUACACCAUUCAUAUAUGGAAAUGCCAGGUCAGAUUUUCAUUGUCUGAUGGGUGUCAGGUUUAUGUCACAACAAAGAUGUUUCGCUUCCACAGCAACUGCAAAGAAGCCUAAUUUGGGGAAUGAAGACGAGGAUAACGACGAAAUGGAAGCGAAAAAGAGAAAGGAAGCUUCCCCAGAAGAAUGUGAUCAAGCUGUUGUUGGACUGAGUACUGCAAAGGCCAAAGCAAAAGCCAAAAAACUGCAAGAAUCCAAAAGCUUCUAUACUCCAGUUUUGAAGAAGAUAUGGGCCACAUUUCUUGGUAUUGGUCCAGCUUUAAGAGCAGUGGCUUCAAUGAGCAGGGCAGAUUGGGCCAAGAAACUCGUCCAUUGGAAGAAUGAAUUUGUGUCUACAUUACAGCAUUACUGGUUGGGUAGUAAGCUUUUGUGGGCUGAUGUGAGAAUCAGUUCGAGAUUAUUGCUGAAACUUGCCGGAGGGAAGAGUCUCUCCAGAAGAGAGAGGCAACAGCUCACAAGAACUACUGCUGAUGUUUUUAGGCUUGUUCCAUUUGCUGUUUUUAUCAUAGUUCCAUUCAUGGAAUUUCUGUUGCCUGUGUUUUUGAAGCUCUUUCCCAACAUGCUGCCAUCAACCUUCCAGGACAAGAUGAAAGAACAGGAAGCAUUAAAACGGAGGUUGCACGCCAAGAUAGAAUAUGCAAAGUUUCUCCAAGAGACUGUCAAAGAAAUGGCAAAAGAGGUGCAAAAUUCACGGAGUGGAGAAACUAAGAAGACAGCUGAGGACCUUGAUGAAUUUCUGAAUAAGGUCAGAAGUGGUGCCCGUGUCGCAAACGAGGAAAUUUUGGGAUUUGCUAAGCUGUUCAAUGAUGAACUCACACUAGAUAAUAUUAGCAGACCACGCCUUGUAAAUAUGUGCAAGUACAUGGGUAUCAGCUCUAUUGGAACAGAUGCUUAUUUGCGUUAUAUGCUACGGAAGAGAUUGCAGAGGAUUAAAAAUGACGACAAAUUGAUUCAAGCUGAGGGUGUCGAAUCUCUAUCAGAAGCUGAACUUCGUGAAGAUUGUCGUGAGAGGGGCAUGCUUGGAGUGCUUUCUGUGGAUGAAAUGCGCCAACAGUUGCGAGAUUGGCUAGAUUUGUCACUAAAUCAUUCUGUUCCGUCUUCACUUCUGAUCCUUUCCAGGGCCUUUACAGUAUCAGGUAAGGUGAGGCCCGAAGAAGCAGUUCAAGCUACAUUAUCGUCACUCCCUGAUGAAGUUGUGGAUACUGUGGGAAUUACAUCACUGCCAUCUGAAGAUUCUAUUUCUGAAAGGAGGAGGAAGUUAGACUACCUCGAAAUGCAGGAGGAACUUAUCAAGGAGGAGGAAGAGAAAGAAGAGGAAGAACUAGCGAGGAAAAAGGAAUCUUCUGCUGGAAUAGAAGAUGAUGUGGCUUUGAAAGAGAUGCUCAUUUCAACUGCAAAAGAAGCACAAGAACGAGCUAGAGAAAAAGCAGUGGACAAACAAGAACAGCUUUGUGAACUUAGUCGUGCAUUAGCUGUUUUGGCUUCUGCUUCUUCAGUGAGCAGGGAGCGUGAAGAGUUCUUGAGGCUUGUCAAUAAAGAGAUUGAGCUUUACAAUAGCAUAGUGGAUAAAGAUGGAACAGAUGGUGAAGUGGAGGCAAUGAAGGCAUAUAAAGCCGCUCGUGAUGAAAGUGAAGAUGGUGCUGAGGUCUCUGAGCAUAACGUCGUCUCAUCUGCUCUUAUAGACAAGGUUGAUGCUAUGCUUCAAAAUCUUGAGAAAGAAAUCGAUGACGUGGAUGCAAAAAUUGGUGAUCGUUGGCGUAUACUCGACAGAGAUUAUGACGGUAAAGUAACUCCUGAAGAGGUUGCAGCUGCUGCUAUGUAUUUGAAAGACACUUUAGGCAAAGAAGGGGUGCAAGAACUCAUCAGUAAUCUCUCUAAAGAUUCAGAUGGGAAGAUACUUGUUGAGGAUAUUGUGAGAUUGGGCAGUCGAGCUGAAGGUGGCAACUCAGCCGAGCCUGAGGAAAUGUAGAGUGUUUAGAAAACGAGUUACUGUGUUUUCGCCUUUUUUGACCAGUACCACUUCUCGAUUGCGUUUUAACUCGGUAUUUUGUCGAGAGGUUUAACUUUGUUAGGGGAUCCUUUUCGAUAUUCGACCGUUUUGGAAUGGAAUCUCGAAAGUAUUAUCGGAUUAUUGUUCGUGUUCUAAUUAUUCGUAGAUGGAAAACAAAAAAUACCUGGGCAUAUAGCUAUAUUCUUGUUUCGAGUGAGUCCCCUCUAUUUUGUGUAUAUGAAUUUGGAAUAGCCUGUUUGCAUACUGGUUACUACCAAAGUGACAAUGUUGCAGUUGGAUAUGAAGAAAAGGUUCAUUUUUCAUGAAGAAAAAAUUCCCUUAAAAGGGUGCAAUUAUAUAUAUA